AUGGACCUGGCAGAAACCAUGAAAAAUAUUGUUGCCAAAGGUAUGCAGUCUGAAAUGGGACCACCAGGUGGAGGAGCUGGUUAUCCUGGCGCACCAAGUAGUGUUGGUUAUGUUACUGAAAAAAUGUACACUUUAUUGCAAGCUUAUCUCCAAAACAAAGGUUGGAAUCCAAGCAUCGAACUGCUCCAAUGUUUUUCAGAAUUCAAGGAUGCAUCUAUGAUUCCAAGUGCUGCUUAUUUGCAGAUGAUGGCAACAAGAAUAGCUUUGGACUCUCAAGGACGACUAGUUCUUAGAGAAAAUGGAAAAAUAAUAUUGCCCUAUGAACAUUUUGCAAAUGCUGUGAUAUUAAAGCAUACAAAUGGUCCACAUGGUUUACAUUUAGGAUUAGAAGGCACAGUUAGAGCUGUCAUGGAAUCAUAUACUAUAGGACGAGAAUGUUUUGGUAUGGAAAAAGAAUUUAUUAUAGAAGUGGUACAAAACUGUCCAAAUGCUGCAUGCCGUUAUUAUAAAAAUCAACUUGAAUUAACACAAAAAAUGGGACAUAUGGCUCCAACUUAUAUUCAGGAUAAUGAAACAACGGCUUCUCUAUUACGUAGUAGAUUUCCUCAUAAUACUGAUUUUCAAGCAACUUUAAGCAACACUAAUCCAAAUACUCACAUGGGAGGAGGUUCUGCAAUAGAUUUAGCAGAAAUGAGAAGUGCUGGGAACCAAAUGAAUCUUCAGCGACCUCCAAGCCGUCCAUCAUUAAAUAUUCCACAUCGAUCUGUAUCUCAAGAAAAGAAAGUAACUACUGGGAAGCAACAUUAUGAAUCCUUAGUAUCUACUAUUCCAAUAUCUGAUCACAAAUUAACAGAUUUUUUAAGAACAAAUUUAGAUAAUUUGGACAAUCUCACUGGACUUGGCUUAGGAAAUAUACAAGGAAUAGGAAAUGCAAAUAAAGAUUUGUUAGCUUUACAUAAUGGAGCUUGGCCAUUAGAGAAUGAAAAAGGAUCUCGAUCAUUUUCAAAUUCAGAAGGCGGGCAAGAAAAGAUAGUAAGGGCAUUUGAAGAAGUAAUGAAGAAUAUAGCAAGAAUGAAAGCUUGCGUGCGUCCCGCAAUGUGCAAACCUUAUGGAAAACAAUCGGAGGCUUUGCAAAAAACAUUGGUGGAUACAAUACAACUUGCACAAUCACUGCGAAGUUUCUUGCCACCACCACAUAUUCCUGUAUCAAGCUGGAAAAACGAAGAUAAACAUCGAUUAGAUCAUACGGGUACUCCUUAUCUUCCAUCAUUAAAGACUGGAGGUUUAGAAGAGUUGUGUGAACAACGCAAGCUAGAUUAAACAAUGUCUUCGCUUUUUAAUCAUUACGUCAGGUUUUGUCUUUGCGCUCUAUGAUGUUCUAGUCAUGUGGUGUUUAUAGGUUAGAUGGGUGUUUUGUAUUUAAAAAAAAAACCCAAAGGAUUGCUCAAAUGUUGUUGGCGUUUAGGAUUUCAAAAUACUAAGAGAUAAAAUGAGUCAUGCGUGGACUGUGAUAAAUGAGGGUAGUUAAAGUUUUAUAUAUAGUCGAUUGAAAUUCAUGCCGCUAUUUAAAAUUUGAACAUUUGAUCUCGUUUAUGAUUUGUGUAUAAAUGUUUACAACCUGCCUAUAGAGUUUAUUUAAUGAUUGGUUAAAUGAUGUUGAAUUACUAAUUUUAUCGUAAAUAAUUUACAUAUUUUGGAAACAUAUUAUAAAGUUGCAUUUAUAUUUUAUUGUUGUAUAUAUACUGAUUUAAUAACCCACCAUUU
Messenger RNA from Osmia lignaria (orchard mason bee), 1764 nucleotides. NCBI's taxonomy places the organism in Eukaryota, Metazoa, Arthropoda, Insecta, Hymenoptera, Megachilidae. The record is from RefSeq and is a predicted model, not a curated record.